Molecule: messenger RNA, 1864 nt
Organism: Hemibagrus wyckioides
Lineage: Eukaryota; Metazoa; Chordata; Actinopteri; Siluriformes; Bagridae
Product: complement component C7-like
Exons: 13
Coding region: 14-1840 (608 amino acids)
Biological process (GO): immune response
Cellular component (GO): membrane attack complex
Molecular function (GO): protein binding
Source: RefSeq, a predicted model, not a curated record
CCCACCCAAAGGAAUGUUCUUUUGUAGAGGAGGAACCUCUUUACACACACACACACACACAGAUCUUUGCAGCACCAUGACCACGUUCUGGAGUUUUGUGUUGUUUCUGUUCGUACUGAGACAGUCAGCGGUCAGAUCAGUGGCUCCUAUAAACUGUGUUUGGGGCCCGUGGUCUCCCUGGUCCCCCUGCAAUGCCUGCACAAAAACACAGACUCAGAUCCGCUCUGUCUCAGUGUAUCCACAGUUUGAAGGUUCUCCGUGUUCAGGUCCUUCACUCCGCACACAGAACUGUGAAACGACUCAAGGCUGCCCCCUAGAGGAGGGAUGUGGGAACCGCUUCCGCUGUCAAUCUGGGAAAUGUGUCAGUCAGAGUUUGGUGUGUAAUGGUGAUCAGGACUGUGAGGACGGGUCAGAUGAAUGGAAAUGUUCCAGCCAGAGUGUAUGUGACCUACAGAGACCUCCACCACAGAUAGAAGCUUCUGGACAAGGGUAUGAUGUGGUGAAGGAGGAGUUCAGAGCAAGUGUAAUAAACACUCAGGUGUUUGGAGGUCAGUGUAGAAAGGUCUUCAGUGGAGAUCAUCAGAACUUUUACAGACUUCCACAGAGCGCUCUGGGUUACUACUUCCAGGUCGCGGCUAAAAAUGAUUUCUCGAGCGAGUUUUAUGAAAGCUCCUGGAACUACAUAAACAGAAUCGAAAACCGCGAGAGCACCACAGGGACGACGAGUGGACACAACCACUUCACCUCCACAGAGGAACUGAAGAAGAUACAGUCAAAGCAGUUGGUGGAGGUCAGCAGUGACAUUGAAGUGGCUCGUGUCCAGAACCAGUCACCACAGUACCUCCCGAUCUCUGAGGACUUCUGGAGAGCCCUGUCCUCUCUCCCUGUGGUGUACGACUACUCCGCUUACCACUCAGUGCUGGACAGGUUCGGAACACACUACGUGUCUGAGGGAACGUUAGGAGGACGCUUCAGAGCUCUGCUCUACUUCAGCCUGGACUUUAUAGAGAGCAGACGAAAGAAGGUGCAGGAUUUUCAUGAGUGUGUUAAGAAGACGCACACUGUCCUCUUCUUCAUCCGCUGGACAACUGAAAGAUGCAGAAGUUAUUAUAAUGAAAUAGAAAACUUCAGUAAGCCAGAGAACAGUAACUCGCAGAACCUCAAAAGUGUGAGUGUGAUCGGAGGACAUCCUGCUUACAUCUCCAAACUUCAAACACUGGAUGUUAAUAACGCUGCAGGAAACCUAAACACCUUCUCCAUGUGGGCCGGCUCCGUGAAGAACCUCCCUGUUCUCACCAACUACAAGACACGGCCGCUGUAUGAGUUGGUGAAGGAAGUGUCGUGUUCGGACGUGAAGAAGCUUCACCUGAAGCAAGCGACUGAAGAGUACCUGAGGGAGAGAGACUCAUGCCACUGUAGCCCCUGCAGGAAUAACGGCCUGUCAGUGCUGAGGGGCGGAGUGUGUGUGUGUGUGUGUAAACUGGGAACAAACGGACUCGCGUGUGAGCAUGGAGCACCAGUGAAUGAACAACCAGGUGUGAUUGAUGGAGGUUGGUCCUGCUGGUCAGAGUGGUCUUCCUGUUCUAGUGGACGUCGCAGUCGGACUCGAUCCUGCACUCAUCCCCAGCCACAGAACGGAAGAGACUGCGUGGGAGACGCAGCAGAAACACGGAGCUGUGAUGAGGAAGAGGAGCUGCAGUACCUACGGACGGUCCAGCCGCACUGCUUCGAUCAGAGUCUGGAGCCCACGAAGAGCUGCCCAGGUCCUCCUGCUCUACACAACGGCUUGGUCCUGGUGAGACAGAGACGGCGUUACCAUGACAACAGUACAAUAAACUAGUCAGGCAGCAGGGGAAAUACGGUG